Messenger RNA from Zasmidium cellare ATCC 36951, 492 nucleotides. RefSeq lists its product as uncharacterized. Gene Ontology annotation, cellular component: mitochondrial large ribosomal subunit. Gene Ontology annotation, biological process: mitochondrial translation. The transcript has a single exon. Lineage: Eukaryota; Fungi; Ascomycota; Dothideomycetes; Mycosphaerellales; Mycosphaerellaceae. The record is from RefSeq and is a predicted model, not a curated record. The coding region runs from base 1 to 492 and encodes 163 amino acids. Gene Ontology annotation, molecular function: structural constituent of ribosome.
AUGUCAAUAAUACGACCCUCCCUCCGCCCCAAGAGCGCCGUCUCGCCCCAACACAUCCACCAACAAGUCCGGCACGCGACCCUCCUCCGGCGUCCUAAACGACCUUACACCUUCACCCAACUCAUAACCCUUUCCGACGGAAGUACAUUCACACACCGCACGACAUCUCCCGCGCCGAUCUACAAAAGCACAAAGGACACCAAGAACAGCCCUCUAUGGAACCCGAGUUCGCAGAAGUUGUUGAAUGUCGAGGAGGAUGAGGCGGGGAGGUUGAAGAGGUUUCGAGCGAGGUUUGGGAGAGGUUUUGAUGUGGAGACUUUGGAGGAAGGAGAGGAGGCGCGAGAAGGCGAAGAAGGCGUACCGCGAGAACGGGAAGAGGAGAGUUUACUCGAUAUGAUUAGUUCGGUGGGCAAGGAGGCGGAGAAGAAGGGUAAAGCUGCUGGGAAGGAAGAGGCUGUGAAAAGUGGCAAGGGAAAGGGCGGGCAGAAGUGA